Molecule: messenger RNA, 1470 nt
Organism: Naumovozyma castellii
Lineage: Eukaryota; Fungi; Ascomycota; Saccharomycetes; Saccharomycetales; Saccharomycetaceae
Gene: APM3
Product: Apm3p
Exons: 1
Coding region: 1-1470 (489 amino acids)
Source: RefSeq, a predicted model, not a curated record
AUGUUGAUAUCAUUGUAUAUCACGAAUAUUAGAAAUGAAUUGAUCUUCCAGUACUUGCCAAUGGGUAGUUCCCCCACCUAUGCUAGCAUCUGGAAAAAGAUGCAAUUGAGUUGUCCUGAAUUACUACUUGCUAAUGAGAUGAAAUCACGCAGUUUGGGCGGUGGAUCCGCCAUCAUGGUAUGUAAGUAUCGUUCUGUGGUGAACAAUAUGAAUUAUUAUUGUUUGACCAGUGAUGAUAGUGUUGAGGUGGAUUGUUUCUUGGAAUAUUUGGACGAGUUGAUUCUGGAGUAUUUUGAUAAGGAUGAAGUGAGUGUAAAGAAAUUGGUUAAUAAUUUCGAUCGAUUGAGUUUGCUCUUGCAUUCUGUUGUUAAUGGUGGGGAGAUUAAUGUUGGGUUUCUUUACAAUAAUCGAAUUCAGAAUGUGGUUCCUCCCGUGCAUGAUUUGAGGAAGAUCUUGAAUGAGACCGCACAUACUAUUAUGAAUCAAAGUAGUGGUGCUAUGAGAUCUGCGGGUUCCGGUGUUGCAUUUAAUGCGUCGUCUUCAUCGAGGGGAGAAGAUAUGGUUGUUCCCUGGAGACGUAAUGGUAUCAAGGAUGCUAAGGAAGAACUCUACGUUGAUUUGAAAGAGGAAGUAUACGUUACGUAUAGGAAAAGUGAUAGACACCAUGGUCGUGAUGGCAUUCGUACUUCCAAUCCCUCCAUGGAGUUAGUUUCUGGACAUAUCAAGGGUACCAUUGAUGUACGAUGUUAUCUUAAUGGUAAUCCGACCGUCAGUUUGAUGUUUGAUACGAUGGGUAACGAUCUUGGAAUCCCAUCUUUUCAUGCCUGCGUGGAACAAGAGGACCAGGUGCAAGAACAAAAACAAGAACAAGAACCCGAAAGUUUCCAAGGUAAACGAUUAUUAAGAUUCUUGCCUCCAGAUGGUAAGUUCCGUCUUGCACAAUACGUGAUUGAUCUGGAUGGACAAGGAGGUAUGUCGAGACGGAUGGACCGAGAUGGGCUCAUACAGGUGAGUUUUGAAGACGGAUUGGGUCUUAAUAAGGACGAAUUUGAAGUUCGAUUGCAUGUCAGGGAAUCCAUUGCCGUGGUGGACCCAGUGGAGGAUCUAGUGGUCACAUUACAAUUCAGUAAUGGCAAUGACAGUAAUGUGAAGAUGUUAAGAGCGACUCAUGGCACGUUCGUCGGACAGGAUGAAGACCGUCAGUGCAGUUGGCGUUUUGACUCGGACGAAAUCUCUGCUGGGACGUUACCCGUCUUGCGCGGCUGUAUUGACGACUCGAAGCACGUGCAGCAGAAGAAACGGUCGUGUCUGACGUCCGUGGCGGUGCGGUACGGUUACCCUGGCGAGCUGGCGAGUGGCUGCCGGGUAACUCGUCUGGACGUUGACGUUGCCAGCCCUAGGGUUCGCGGUAAGGUCUUCAAGGGCGUGAGGUGUGUUACCCGGGUCCCAGCCCUAACAGUGCGGGCUUAA